AUGUGGAUCAGUGCAUACAACUGUGCUGCUGACAGCAAAACACACAGUGUAACAAAGUAUGGUCCAAUUCUAGAGACAAGUGGCGUUGCUGCUGUUGUGAGCGACGACCGCAAACGUGGCUGGGGCGGAGUGGCUCAGAAGGGCGACCAUGGUGCCCGGCAGCAAGUAUGCAGCCAGCUGGACAUGGGAGGAACAGGACUAGAUUGUCGACUGAAUACAACCUGUCUACCCUCGUUGUUCUUAUGUUCGUCGUCUAGCCGGUACGGUAGAUUCUGGGCUCUGGAGAAGCAACAAAUGCAUGGAGAUGCAAUGCUCGGUUGCGGGCCGCCACGGAUUGGCCAAAGAGUCGAGGUCUCACUGUCUCAGGGAGCUGCGGCUAGGUACCAUCGAUACGACGGGGCUAAUGUGUGCCACUCAGGUACAGGCUCCUAUGGCCAUGCGCCCGCCAAGUGUGCUCUGGUCGCGAAAGCGGCCGCAGAGCGCUUAUAUCAACCACGGCAGCCAAUCACACAGCCAGGCGCGUCCAUAGCCAGGCCUCUCGAGCCCAAGGUGGAGAGAGCAGGGCUCAUGGGCAGAGGAGAGAGGGGGGAGGGGGAAGGGCUGCGUAUCCUUCCACGAAGAGCAUUUCAUCUCUGCAGACUACACCCGCUACGCCACCCCCUCACCAUGGACGGCCGCAAGCAGGGCAGGCCUGAGGAGGAGCUGUUCCUGCGCAGCGACUCAGACAAAAAAGACACAGAGACGGUUGCGCCCCUGAGAAUUCAGAAGGGACGAGAUGGCAGGAGUCCCCCUCCGCGAACAGAUUCGGCGGGCAGCUCGAAUCAGCCAGCCUUCUCGCGCCCUCCGCCCAUGCCUUCGUUCCCCGCGCCGCCCACCAGCCCGCCCUCCGCUCCACUGCCAUACCCCGACUCAGAUCGCCCGCCGCGACUGCCCACGCUCGGCACGGGCCGGUACACGCCUGUCAGCGAGCGAGAGCGCCAGAACACCAAUGCAACACCUCCACAGGCAGAGGGCCGGCGGAGGGGGUCGAAUGCUACGGGCCCGAGUCCCACGUCCCCAGAGCGCCGCGCUCGAUUCGACGCAAACGACCCCAACCGGCCGACAAUAGGCGGUUACGGCGCGCGGAACCCAGAUGGCUCACUGCAACCCUCACGGCUGGCGGAGCGUAGGGGAAAUGCGCCCAAGCCUUUGCCCGACUCGCCAGGACCUGAAGCACCAGACAAGGAGGGGCUGUUCCAAAAGGCGCCGCAGCGACAUGGCAGUGCGGAUGCGACGGUCGGUGCCAGCAGCAGCAAUCCAUACCCAGAGUACCAUCAGCAAUACUUCCCUCCUCCUGUGGCAGCAGCUCCAGUCGUACACACUGGGCCGCACCAAGAUGAGCCGGUUCUCAAGGUGCCCACCCCGCUGGGAGUCAACCGCCUGAGCUCUACUGCAUCCACGUCUACAGUCAGAGCUCAGCGAGGCUCUCCACCGCCUCCAGAGACUCCAAUCAUACCUCCACCAGCUGGUGGUAUCGAGGCGCGAUUUGCUGCAGCAGGCAUUGCAGGCACAUCUACCUUGACCAACCUACAAGCUCAGAACCUACAGAACGCAGCGGCAGCUCAGCGGAAUCAAGUAUAUGCCAACCAACAGCCACGUCCAGGCAUGCAGUCACAUCCAUCGAAUCAACAACAGCCACCGAGGAGGCCAUGGACGCCAACCGAGCAGCCAGGAAGCAACCCACAUGGCCCACCAGCCAUCUAUCAGGGCAUGGAUCAGAUGCCGCCUACCAGCUCACCUCCGCAAGGUCCUCUACCGCAAGCACCAGGCACUACUCGAUUUUCUCCGCCUCCAACAAACGGCGGCGCAAAUCAUUUGCACCAAGAGAUGGGUCGCAUGAACAUGAACGAGGAGCCACCGCCGGCCUACUCGAGCAUCACCCAUCCACCAGCAGGCCAGGGUCAGGCUUACCCCAACGACAAGGGUCAACAGCCAGCUGCACAGGGAGUCUCGCUUUCUGACCCCAACCAUGGCCAUCCAGCGUUUGCGAAUGAUCCACGCCAGCAGGCGGGUCCCUCACAGCAGCCAACCGUGGUUGCGCCCACACCUACGCAAAAUCAGUUCCCCGCGCAGAUCCAGACGACACAGCCAGCAGCCCACACACCAAGCCCGGCGCCAGGUCCAGGUCCAGGUCCGGGUCCCGCAUCUCCUCCACCACUACCAGAAGGUUGGAUAGCACAUCUAGACCCCAGCUCUGGCCAGUAUUACUACAUCCAUCUCCCCACUCAGUCGACUCAGUGGGAGUUUCCCAAGGGCCCGACACCGUUGAACCUCAAUGAGCCCAUGUCGCCAACAGGCACCUUUGUGGGAAAUGGCCUAGCAUCUCCUUCCUUCGGCAAGACGCCGCUCGCAUCACCUGGAUUUCCAACUCAGACGGUCACUUUCCCUGGCGACUUUGGUAUGGCACCGCUUGCGACUCCGACUACAACGGGAUUUACUGGGCCGCCUCCGGUUGCUGGUGUGGACCAGUAUAAGAUCAAUCCAACAAACGGUGUAUAUUUUGGACCAUACUUGAGAUACACAAACAUGGACGUUGAGCGAGGGCUGUGGCUUGGCUCGAUUCUCUUGAUUACAAACACUCCUCAUCCUCCAACUAUUCACAUCCAUCAAAGCACAGAUCUGUCGCCAAACCCCCGGCAGCUCAAGGCCAACCCUAUCUACACACAUCAGACAUGGAUCUUUUAUCGGUAUGAUAUCGAUCUCAGGAUGGAAGAGGAUCAUGCUGCCAAGUGGACAUAUGCUAUCACGUCGCAUCUCGGCUGUACAAGAUUCGAAUUCCUGGUGGCCGGACGCCACGAGACCAGCUGGCGAUUCAUAGCUCACUCGGGUAACGACUUUGCCCUCAAUGUGAACGCCAACGAGAGAGCGAAGCUUGGCGGCGUGGGCCUCAUGUGGAAAGAUAUUCUCCAGAAGAAUGCAGAAUGUGGCGGCUUCCACGUGCAGCUAGGGCUUGGUGGCCAAAUAUAUGCUGAUCGGCUAUGGAAAGAGCUCCCUCUUCUCAAGCAAUGGACAGCUACAAGCGGUAAGGAGAACCGUAAGACGGCUCCGUGGACUGCAAAGCACGAGGAAGAUGUUUGCCAUGCCUAUUUCCACUACUACACCAGUCAUUUCGAUCAGCCCCAUCUUCGAGAGGCGUUUGCUCAAAUACCACACAUCCUUACGCUUGAUGACCACGACAUAUUUGAUGGCUUUGGUUCCUAUCCCGAACACAUGCAGUUUUCCAACAUGUUCAAAAAUAUUGGAAGGCUGGGUAUCGAGAUGUAUCUCCUGUUCCAGCAUCACACCACACUCGAAAUCUUGCGUAAUGUGAGCAAUGACAUGGACCUUUUCACAAUCACAGGCACAGGAUGGCACUUCAUCAAGUACCUUGGCCCCUGUGUUACGGUUGUUGGACCAGAUUGCCGUUCUGAGCGCAACCCGCACCAAGUCAUGGCAGGGCCAACAUAUCAAGGUAUAUUCCCCAAAGUAGCAACGCUACCGCCGAGUGUGCAGCACUGCAUUUGGAUGAUACCUGUCCCUAUUGUGUAUCCUCGUCUGGAGUCUGUUGAACACCUUGCUCACUCCAUGGCUACGGGUAAGAGAGCAGUUACUGGUACAUUCAAUAUGCUAGGCAAAGUGACGAGUUCUGUUGCUGGUGUCGUUGGCGCUAAGAAUGUGGUUGGUGAUGGCUUUAGUUCCGUGAAGAGAGCCGUUGGUAAAUCCGGUCUGAUGAGCGGCGUAUUAAGUCCUUUUGGAGAGAUCGAUUUGCUUGAUGAACUGAGAGAUCAAUGGACGCAUGACUCAAAGGAUCUUGAGAGAACAUACCUCAUCAGGACUUUGCAAGGCAUCGCCCACAACAAGUCCUUGCGAAUGACCUUUUUCUCCGGAGCUGUCGACUGCUGUGGUGCAGGUCUCGUCCAUGAUCCGUCAAGACCGCAAGAUCACAAGACAAUGUACCAGAUUAUCUCUGCCUCCGUGGUCAAUGGCCCCCCAGGUGCCCUCGCUCUGCGUCUCCUACAUAACAACCGUGCAUUGUAUGUACCGCAGAACGGCCAUCGGUCCAAUCAUCAACCCACCGACACAAAAGAAGACAUGAUGGAGAUUUUCACACAAGACGUCAAUGGUCAGCCGCGAGAACACAAGAGGCUCAUGGCUCGAAGGAACUACGUCGCAUGUGUCAUCUACGACCCCGAGAUUGUGAAUGGAACAUUCGGCCAAGCCGUUCCAGGACAUGGAAGCGGCAAGCUGAGUCUGGCGGUCGAUUUCAUGGUGCAGAAUGAUGGGGGGUAUAGUGCGCCUAUGAAGUACGGUCCAGUUAUUGUGCCAAGUUUGGAGUAUGGGAGGUAA
Molecule: messenger RNA, 4365 nt
Organism: Plenodomus lingam JN3
Lineage: Eukaryota; Fungi; Ascomycota; Dothideomycetes; Pleosporales; Leptosphaeriaceae
Cellular component (GO): membrane
Molecular function (GO): protein binding
Source: RefSeq, a predicted model, not a curated record